This is a messenger RNA of Marmota flaviventris (yellow-bellied marmot), 1605 nucleotides long. RefSeq names its product BEN domain containing 4 (gene Bend4). Gene Ontology annotation, molecular function: DNA binding. The record is from RefSeq and is a predicted model, not a curated record. NCBI's taxonomy places the organism in Eukaryota, Metazoa, Chordata, Mammalia, Rodentia, Sciuridae.
AUGGAGGAGGAGAUGCAGCCGGCGGAGGAGGGGCCCAGCGUCCCCAAAAUCUACAAGCAGCGCAGCCCCUACAGCGUCCUCAAGACGUUCCCCAGCAAGAGACCGGCGCUGGCCAAGCGCUACGACAGACCCACCCUGGUGGAGCUGCCGCACGUGCGGCCGCCCCCGCCGCCCCCGCCGCCCUUCGCGCCGCACGCCGCCGUCUCCAUCAGCAGCAGCGAGCCGCCGCCGCAGCAGCAGUUCCAGGCGCAGAGUUCCUACCCCCCCGGGCCCGGCCGGGCCGCCGCCGCCGCCGCCUCGUCGUCGUCGCCGUCCUGCACGCCCGCCGCGUCCCAGGGCCACCUGAGGACUCCGGCCCCGCCCGCGGCCCCCGCCGCCUCGUCGUCGUCGUCCUUCGCCGCCGUCGUCAGGUACGGCCCCGGCCCGGCAGCGGCCGCGGGCAGCAGCAGCGCGGGUAGCGACGGCGCCAGCCUGGAGCUCAGCGCAGAGAGUCGUAUGAUUUUGGAUGCCUUUGCCCAGCAGUGCAGUCGAGUUCUUAGCCUCUUAAAUUGUGGAGGAAAACUUCUGGACUCAAACCAUUCUCAAUCUAUGAUUUCUUGCGUAAAGCAGGAAGGCUCUAGUUAUAAUGAAAGACAGGAACAGUGUCACAUUGGGAAAGGGGUCCACAGUCAGACUUCAGACAAUGUAGACAUAGAGAUGCAAUAUAUGCAAAGGAAACAACAAACUUCUGCUUUUUUAAGAGUUUUCACUGACUCCCUCCAAAAUUACCUGCUCUCGGGGAGCUUUCCAACUCCAAACACCUCAACGAUUAGUGAGUAUGGCCACCUGGCCGAUGUGGAUCCUCUCUCCACCUCUCCCGUGCAUACACUAGGUGGCUGGACCUCCCCAGCAACCUCUGAGUCCCAUGGUCACCCAUCGUCUUCUACACUCCCGGAGGAGGAAGAGGAGGAGGAAGAAGAAGGCUACUGUCCCCGAUGCCAAGAGCUAGAGCAGGAGGUUAUUUCACUGCAACAAGAAAAUGAAGAGCUCAGAAGGAAAUUAGAAAGCAUCCCAGUGCCCUGCCAGACCGUUUUAGAUUACCUGAAGACGGUACUGCAGCACCAUAACCAACUCCUGAUGCCACAGCCAGCUGACCAGCCCACCGAGGGAAGCAAGCAGCUGUUGAACAACUAUCCCGUCUACAUAACGAGCAAACAGUGGGACGAGGCUGUAAAUUCUUCAAAGAAAGAUGGGAGACGGCUCCUUCGCUACCUCAUCAGAUUUGUUUUCACAACCGAUGAGCUUAAGUACUCAUGCGGCCUUGGGAAAAGGAAAAGGUCAGUGCAGUCAGGAGAGACAGGUCCCGAAAGACGCCCUCUGGAUCCAGUUAAAGUCACAUGCCUCCGAGAAUUCAUUAGGAUGCACUGCACCUCCAACCCCGAUUGGUGGAUGCCCUCCGAGGAGCAGAUAAACAAAGUGUUCAGCGACGCUGUGGGUCAUGCCCGGCAGGGGCGGGCAGUGGGAACUUUCCUGCACAACGGUGGCUCAUUUUAUGAAGGAAUCGAUCACCAGGCUUCACAGGAUGAAGUCUUCAAUAAAAGUUCACAGGAUGGAUCUGGGGAUUAG